Molecule: messenger RNA, 2136 nt
Organism: Ictalurus furcatus (blue catfish)
Lineage: Eukaryota; Metazoa; Chordata; Actinopteri; Siluriformes; Ictaluridae
Gene: lgi1b
Product: leucine-rich, glioma inactivated 1b
Exons: 8
Coding region: 745-2136 (463 amino acids)
Biological process (GO): myelination
Molecular function (GO): protein binding
Source: RefSeq, a predicted model, not a curated record
AGAUAACGCCUUGUGCGAAAACAUCAGGACUGUUCCGAACACCUUCCCUCCGGACGUCGUCUCACUAUCCUUCGUGAAGUCCGGCUUCAGUGAAAUCGCCCCAGGAAGCUUCCUCCACACGCCGUCUCUUCAGCUGCUGUGAGAUCUGUUAUCCUGUUAUCCAGUAGACUCGAUCCCAUCCCAAACCUCUGUGUUUAUUCGCCUACUGCUGUUUUAAUACUAGUCUAAUACAGCAGCACGCAGGCUUGGGCGUCGCCAUGGCAACGCAGUGGCUGCGUUCUAUUUUGAAGCAUGUCUGUGUUGUGUAGUGCGUAGGCUACCCUUUGUGUUCCUGUGUGUCUGUUCUUGAUUACUGAGCUGAGCUUGGAUCGCAGUGUUAGGCGUGUAGAUGUCUGUAAACAAACACUGUCUGUUCCCCUUCAGCAGAACCCUGCAGAAAUAUUAAAGAGUCCAUUAAGCUCCGUAUCUAAUUACUUAAAACGCUUAAAUAGGGUUGCCAGAUUGAAGAGUCCAAUUAAAUCAGGAGCUAGGCGAUAGAUAGGCGAGCCAGAUUGCCAUACGGGCAGAAGAUUGUGGACACCUGAGUAUCAUACCCAUUUGAACAUCCCAUUCCUGAUUUAGUCCCCGACACACCUUUGCUGUUAUAAUAACUUCCACUCUUCUGGGGAGGCUUUCCACUAGAUUUUGGAAGGUGGCUGUGAGGGUUUGUGACUGGGGGUCAGGCACUGGUGUUGGGAGAGGUGCAUGCGGUGUUCCAGUUCAUCCCAAAGCUUGUUUACAGCCAACACUUUUGACUCUAUUGAUGAAGAUGCGUUUCAGGGCCUGCCACAUCUGGAGUACCUGUUUAUUGAAAACAACAAAAUCGGGUCCAUGUCACCUUUGGCCUUUAGAGGUUUGAAAUCUCUCCUUCAUCUGAGUCUUGCCUAUAAUAACCUUGAGAUGUUACCCAAAGAUGUUUUCAAGGGGAUGGAUGCCUUAACAAAAGUGGAUCUUCGAGGGAACAUGUUCAUCUGUGACUGUAAACUGAAAUGGCUAGUUGAGUGGAUGCACAACACCAACGCGACAGUGGACCAGAUACACUGUAGCGGGCCGCCGCUUUAUCAAGGGAGGAAGAUCAACGAGCUGAUGCCUCAGGCGUUUGACUGUAUAACUGCAGAGUUUGUUUCCAAGAAGACCCUGAAGUUCGAGUCUAUCUCAGCGGAGACCUUCACUGUUGGGAACGAUCAGUAUGCGGUGUUUGCACAGCCUUUUGCGGGAACAUGUAGCUUCAUGGAAUGGGACCACGUCAACAUGGAGUUCAGACCUUUUGACAGUAUAGAAAGUACCUCCACCGUGGUCUGUAAGCCAAUGGUGAUUGAUGACCAGCUUUUCAUUAUUGUGGCACAACUGUUUGGGGGCUCACACAUUUACAAGCGGGACACAUCAGCCCACAAGUUCAUCAAGAUCCAAGACAUUGAUAUCCUGAAGAUCCGCAAGCCCAACGAUGUCGAAACAUUCCGCUUGGACGGCGAGUGGUUCUUCGCGAUUGCUGACAGCUCCAAAGCAGGCUCCACUACUGUGUACAAGUGGAACGGCAAUGGCUUCUACUCACACCAGUCUCUACAUCCGUGGCACCGUGACACGGAUGUGGAGUAUCUGGAGAUCGGUGGCAAACCUCAUCUGAUCCUGUCCAGCAGCUCGCAACGGCCCGUCGUCUAUCAGUGGAGCCGGAGCCAGAGGUUUGAGCGGCGCACAGACAUCCCUGAGACGGAGGACGUAUAUGCUGUGAAGCACUUCAGAGCCAGGGGUGAGCUUUAUAUCUGCCUGACACGCUUCAUUGGCGACUCGAAGGUGAUGCGGUGGGAUGGUGCCAUGUUCACCGAGGUGCAAAGUGUGCCAUCACGUGGCUCCAUGGUCUUCCAGCCUGUGACAGUCGGAAGCUGGCAGUACGCCAUCCUGGGCAGUGACUACUCACUCACGCAGGUCUACCAGUGGGACUCCAAGAAGGGCCGCUUUGUGCACUUCCAGGAGCUGAAUGUCCAAGCCCCAAGGGCUUUCUCCCUGGUAUCCAUUGACAACCAUGAGCUCCUGCUCGCCUCCAGUUUCAAAGGGAGGACACAGAUCUAUGAGCACCUCAUCAUCGAUCUGAGUAAUUGA